GUUCAUGACGUCACGCAGGAGUUCGGCAUGGCGGCGGUGUUCCUUGUCACCCUGUAUGAAUACUCUCCUCUCUUCUACAUCGCCGUGGUGUCGCUCUGCUUCCUUAUAACCGCCGCUAUGGUUCUGGGAUGGUUCGGGGUUGAUGUCCCGGUCAUCCUCCGCAGCUCUGACGACGGAGAGUCCAUCACCCCAACACCAGAGAAACACAUGGUCCAGGUGACUAACCCUUUUGCUCUGGAUCUGGGCUCUGGUUCCGGAUGUGUGUCAGGUGGUGUGGCUCUGAAACCCGGUUGCCUGGAGCCGUGCAUCCUGAGCUGCUUCUGGGGCUGUGAGAUCCGGGCCCUGCAGGGAGCGCUGCAGACCCAUCAGAGCCACCAGCGUUUCAGCAGCAGCCUCCUCCUGGAGGCUCUUAAGCAGCGUUCCCUCUUCUCCCACAGCUUCCACGUCAGCUGUGUGGACAGACAGGAACAACACACGAUUAUCCCCACCCAUCUCGGCAUCACAGACUUUGGGCCCCUCCCUAGGGAACGUUACCCCCUGGUAGCAGUGCUGACGCUAGCAGAGGGUGAAGCAGAGAGCACGUAUGACAUUGUGUCCAGUGUGACAGUGGUCCACGUUCCUGACGACAAAUACAACUUGUCCGCUCGGAUUCUGUUUCAGUACCUGCUGACCUCACUGGGGAGCGUCUAUGAGCUGAAGCCUCUCUUCAUGUCCGCCGAUGGCGCGGCGGAGCCCACACCUCCUGACCCGCAGCACAGCGACCAACGCGAUGAGCCCGAAGAUGAGGACAGCUGGUCGGAGGGGCGGGGCCGGGACUGCGUGGUGUGUCAGAACGCGGCGGUGAACCGCGUGCUGCUCCCCUGCAGACACGCCUGCGUGUGCGACAGCUGCGUGUCGCGCUUCCAACACUGCCCCAUCUGCAGAGCCUUCGUUCUGGAGUCCUUCGUUCUGGGAACGGCGUCGGAUCGCUGACGCACCCCCAAAGAGAACCGCGGCUUCCCGCCGUUCAGGCUGGAUCUAUACGCCGGACUGUAAAGACUCCGGUUCUGCUGCACGCUCAAACGUUAGACUCAUCUGUGGGGCAGAAGCAUAGAGGAACCAGAUCUCUGGAUCCAGUACUUCUGGACUGGUUGUGUAAACGUCAAGCGAGAUUGUUCUCUAGUCCAGAGGAGGUACAACCAUAGAGUCUCAAAGCAAGAGAUCUGCAUGGAUCCUCACAGCGGAACCAAACCCAAACGCGAAGGAAACCUGAUCACUGAAUCAAAAUUCAACAGUAGGAGAAUAAAAACAGGUCAAAGGGGAUCCAGUCAGGUUUUAGUUAGAACCUAUCAUUUUCUAAACUACUGAUUAGUUUAUCUGCAAUUUAGGUGAUUGAUCAAAACUAAUCGAGACAUUUUUGUUUGUCCAUGAAAUUGGAAUUAACCACCGAGUGCUGAACUGAUCCGACUCCAUGGGGAAAACUCCCUUUACCCCCUUAAGGACUUUGUGAUCCUCUGGUUCAGUUCCAGGACAAAAACUGCUGCUUCGCCUGAAUCAGAAAUUUACUGACUCAGUCGACAUUCUCAACAGACUUCUGAAUCCGUCCAGGCAACGUAGCCAAGCUUUCAUAUUUCAUAUUUCUAUAAGAGGAAUUUGUUUAAAUUAUUGUCUAAAAUAAAAUAUAUUGACUGUGAGUUAUUAAAUAUAGCCAUAGACAACAAA
Oryzias melastigma (Indian medaka) is the source of this 1701-nucleotide messenger RNA. RefSeq names its product cell growth regulator with ring finger domain 1 (gene cgrrf1). NCBI's taxonomy places the organism in Eukaryota, Metazoa, Chordata, Actinopteri, Beloniformes, Adrianichthyidae. Bases 28 to 972 code for a protein of 314 amino acids. Gene Ontology annotation, biological process: negative regulation of cell growth. The transcript has 6 exons. The record is from RefSeq and is a predicted model, not a curated record.